AUGAGGAGGCUACCUGGGCCCUUGUUGGCGACAUCACCGUUCACAGCGCGGCCUACGAAAGUGUCUCGAGGCCCGUCAUGGCCGCCGCAACUCCCAUCCAAUAUCGCCUCUCUGUCGACCACUACGGCACCACGAACAGAGUCUUCCGACGGGAAACCACGAGCACAACCCUUUCGGUUUGAGACAGGAGUCUCGCUCUUUGCCAAACGGGCCCCGCGACCUUUUCCGCCGCCGUUCCUCUCCCCUCCGUCGGGUUCCUUCUCCGAUCCGCUCAGCACUCAUCACCGAAGCCGCGAUCGCCGCGCCAGAGUUAACGGAGAAAUCAUCCUGGGGCAGACAAAUGGGGAUGAUGCGGUGUUUGCUAGCGACAACUUCAUCUGUGCCAACGAUGGUGUCGGCGCUUGGUCGACACGUCCCCGAGGACAUGCUGGUCUCUGGUCACGCUUGAUUCUUCACUUCUGGGCCACGGCUAUGCAGCAGGAUGCCGCUACUCCUCGUUCGCAGGAAAUCUACAGACCCGAUCCGGUAGCCUACCUCCAAAGGGCAUACGAGCAAACUCUGAAAGCGACAUCGGACCCCGACUGGCAAGGCACAACAACGGCAAGUGGAGCCCAGCUGCACUACAAAACCGUCGAUGGAAGCGGAGAGGUUCCUCAGGUCUAUGUGACCAACCUAGGCGACUGUCAAGUCAUGAUUCUGCGGCCUAAGCAUGACAAGGUUGUCUACAAAACCAAGGAGCAGUGGCAUUGGUUCGAUUGUCCGCGCCAGCUCGGCACCAACAGUCCCGACACGCCGGAGGAAAAUGCAGUCGUUGAUGUGGUGGAGCUUCAGGUUGGGGAUGUAGUCUUGGCCAUGUCAGACGGCGUCAUCGACAAUCUAUGGGAGCAUGAGAUCGUCAGCAGUAUCCAGGCCAGCAUACAACGCUGGGAGAACGGAGAAGGAGCAGAUAGAUCCGAAGGAGAUCGGACGGGCGGCGCAAACGGAGGCAUGAAGCUCGCCGCCGAGGAACUGGUGGCUGCCGCAAAGAAGAUUGCAACCGAUCCUUUUGCGGAAAGCCCUUUCAUGGAGCAUGCUAUAGAGGAGGGUCUGGCGAGCGAGGGGGGCAAGCUCGACGAUAUUAGCGUUGUUGCUGCUCUCGUGAGGAAGCAGGACACAUGA
Messenger RNA from Colletotrichum higginsianum IMI 349063, 1158 nucleotides. Its product is annotated as rRNA-processing protein utp23. The record is from RefSeq and is a predicted model, not a curated record. The coding region runs from base 1 to 1158 and encodes 385 amino acids. The transcript is spliced from 3 exons. Lineage: Eukaryota; Fungi; Ascomycota; Sordariomycetes; Glomerellales; Glomerellaceae.